AUGUUAAAUUGGAGUUCAGAUGAAGAAGUUGAUGAAAUGGUGGAGGAGGAAGUUGACAAUAUAGUGGAAGAAAUUCAAUACCAAUGCACUCACAUAGAAGAUCCACCAUUGCCAGUUUUCAGAAGAGUCCACAUUAAUAGAGACCGGGAGGGGGGCCAUUUACGGUUAUGGAAUGAUUAUUUUAGCGAGAACCCGACUUACAAUCAAAUAUUGAAUGGCGUUCCGUACUUCAAACAAAGACGAGAUGCAACUGGAAGGCUUGGUCUUUCAGCACUUCAAAAAUGUACGACAGCUAUCCGUAUGUUGGUAUACGGAUGUGCGGCAGAUCCAGUGGAUGAAUAUCUACGUCUGGCUGAAACAACCGCCCACAAAUGCCUUGAACAAUUUGUAGACGGGGUGAUAACUCUUUUUGGAGACGAGUAUCUCAGAAGACCUACAGCAGAAGACCUCCAACGAUUACUGAAUAUUGGAGAACAUCGCGGUUUCCCCGGAAUGGUAGGAUGCAUAGAUUGUAUGCCUUAG
Camelina sativa (false flax) is the source of this 522-nucleotide messenger RNA. Lineage: Eukaryota; Viridiplantae; Streptophyta; Magnoliopsida; Brassicales; Brassicaceae. The record is from RefSeq and is a predicted model, not a curated record.